Messenger RNA from Periconia digitata, 1110 nucleotides. The record is from the annotation of a GenBank genome assembly. Lineage: Eukaryota; Fungi; Ascomycota; Dothideomycetes; Pleosporales; Periconiaceae.
GCCUUUUUCUGGUCAUUCCAAUAUCCACCGCUAGUCACCAUGUAUGAUUUUUUUGAAACUCAAAAGCAAAUAUGGGGCUCAAACGAACGCUUAGAAAUACUAGGGAAAGACCUCAACUGUAUCCGAGCUCCAGGCCCCACAGACUGGAAGCUAUAUGUAGCCACCGAAUUUCCAUAUUAUCGUCCCAAUCCACCCAGCCCUUUGCCGACAGAUGAAGAAGUCGUAGAUGCAAGAGGCACUGAGAAUGAUCUGACCAAAGGUCUGCCUUGUUCGGCGGCUGUGUGGAGAGUUCGAGAUUACGCCGUUAAGGUGGGCAGAAUGCCUAAGAUACUACAGGAAGCUGAGAAUAUGCUGUACUUGGAGAAACAUUGCCCAGAACUUAAAAUCCCCAAAGUAUGGGCAGCGUACAAAUCCGACGAGGGGUACUGCAAAAACUUCUACAUGCUCAUCACUGAGUACAUUGAUGGCCCCUCAUGCUAUCCUCCUGUCUGGGAUCCACUAUCUGACACAACAAAGUCGAACAUUCUGCGCAAACUAGGAGAUCAAGUACGGCUUCUGCGGGCAGUCCCGCCACCCAAUCCUACAUAUUACGGCCGAAUUUACAACCAAAGCUUGGUCAAGAACGGUAAUAGUUAUAUUUACUUGCACAAAAACAACGGCAACGGCGAGAUGUUCCACGGCCCAUAAAAAUCACACGAAGAUUUUACUGAACGCAUUUUCAGUGCCGGAUUAACGCACAUGACUCAUUACACCAAUGUAAAGGACUUCUUCCCGCGGUUCAAAUUGUUUAUGGAGUACUACCACGACACGAUGCGUCGCGCCCCUGGCCAAAGGCCUGUGCUGACCCAUAAUGACCUCCAAGUCCACAAUGUGGUUAUCAAAGCCACCGAGAAUCCUGAAGAUCCAGACAUUUAUAUCGUCGACUGGGAAUGUUUAUUGUGGGAGCCAGCGUACAUGGAGGCUGCCAAUUCUCUCAUGAAAUGCGCGGCGAGUACUAGCCCAAGAAUAGGGGAAUCUUGCUAUCAGCUUCACAAGGGAGAAAAGGAUGGGGGGUACUGGGAGACUGCGCUGUUUGUAGCUGACUUUUGCGCUGAGGCAGCGAUCUCUGGC